GUCCUUUGCCAGGUUCAGUUGCAGCGGCGUCUUCAAGGCAAGCACACACACGGUCUGAGCCGCUCUUCUUGAUACAUCACAACAUCCGUGGGUUCUUCACAGAGCAACAUUAGUUCUUCAGACACAACGAAAAGAAAGAAAAAGUCCAACCUCUACUGGAGUUUAAACACCAAGGCCUGUAACAUGGAAAAGCACCUCGCCUGGGUCGUCUUCGCCGUUUUCUGGGUUAGCGUGGUCUCGUCGCCGAAUUCACGCCAACUUACUGAGAAAAGCUGCCCCUUGGCGACCGAGGCUUGUACCAUCGCAGGUGGAGAAUGUUACAGCGUUAACGAACCUAUACCCUUAUGUGAUUUCUCCGAGAAUCUUUGCUUUUCUUCCACCUGCACUUGCUGCAUUGAAUGCGAGAAGCAGCAGGACGCUAAAUGCGAGACGUACUACGGAGGCUCCUGCAUGAUGAAGUGUGGUAUCGAGGAGUACACCUUCGACUGCAAGUACGGGUGCAAGUGCUGCGGUUGCAGGACGGAGGGCCAGUGCGCGGAAGUGGGGGGACGGUGCCAGCCGGCCACCCACAAGUGCCUCUCGGGGAUAUCCGCGCCCUCCUUGUGCAAGGGGACUUCGUGCACCUGUUGCAUUCCUCCCGCCGACCCGUGCCCCGACCCACAGGACGAGUGCCACAAACACUGCGGCUACUGCGACCAAGAGUGCCAGCCGGACGAAAUACCGCUGCACGGGCUGUGCCAGAAAGAAAAGUGCCUCUGCUGUGUUAAAGAGCCGUGUCCAGAUCUGAACAUGCAGUGCAACGCCACUGGCGGAUAUUGCAACCGCGAGUGCAAAUCUGACGAAGUGGCUGUGGCGGGGCUCUGCAAAUACGACAACUGCUCCUGCUGUGUCAAAGUCACACCAACACCUUGUUCAGAUGUAAACAUGAUGUGUAAUUCCACCGGUGGAUACUGUCACCAUGAGUGCCACUGUGACGAAAUAGCUCUUGCGGGGCUCUGCACUCAUGACAACUGCUCCUGUUGUGUCCAGAAUCCGUGUCCAGACCUGAACAUGCAGUGCAACGCCACUGGUGGAUACUGCAACGUCAGGUGCAAGUCUGACGAAGUGGCUCUGUCGGGGCUCUGCAAAUACAAUAACUGCUCCUGCUGUGUCAAGGGUCCCUGUUCAGAGGAGAACACGGAGUGCCACUUACAUGGCGGAUACUGUCACCACGAGUGCAAGUCUGACGAAGUGGCUCUGGGGGGUAUCUGCAAGCAUGAGGGCUGCCAUUGCUGUGUUAGGACAGGUCCGUGUUCAGAGGAGAACACGGAGUGCCACUUACAUGGCGGAUACUGUCACCACGAGUGCAAGUCUGACGAAGUGGCUCUGGGGGGUAUCUGCGAGCAUGAGGGCUGCCAUUGCUGUGUUAGGACAGGUCCGUGUUCAGAGGAGAACACGGAGUGCCACUUACAUGGCGGAUACUGUCACCACGAGUGCAAGUCUGACGAAGUGGCUCUGGGGGGUAUCUGCGAGCAUGAGGGCUGCCAUUGCUGUGUUAGGACAGGUCCGUGUUCAGAGGAGAACACGGAGUGCCACUUACAUGGCGGAUACUGUCACCACGAGUGCAAGUCUGACGAAGUGGCUCUGGGGGGUAUCUGCGAGCAUGAGGGCUGCCAUUGCUGUGUUAGGACAGGUCCGUGUUCAGAGGAGAACACGGAGUGCCACUUACAUGGCGGAUACUGUCACCACGAGUGCAAGUCUGACGAAGUGGCUCUGGGGGGUAUCUGCAAGCAUGAGGGCUGCCAUUGCUGUGUUAGGACAGGUCCGUGUUCAGAGGAGAACACGGAGUGCCACUUACAUGGCGGAUACUGUCACCACGAGUGCAAGUCUGACGAAGUGGCUCUGGGGGGUAUCUGCAAGCAUGAGGGCUGCCAUUGCUGUGUUAGGAGUCCGUGUUCAGAGGAGAACACGGAGUGCCACUUACAUGGCGGAUACUGUCACCACGAGUGCAAGUCUGACGAAGUGGCUCUGGGGGGUAUCUGCAAGCAUGAGGGCUGCCAUUGCUGUGUUAGGAGUCCGUGUUCAGAGGAGAACACGGAGUGCCACUUACAUGGCGGAUACUGUCACCACGAGUGCAAGUCUGACGAAGUGGCUCUGGGGGGUAUCUGCGAGCAUGAGGGCUGCCAUUGCUGUGUUAGGACAGGUCCGUGUUCAGAGGAGAACACGGAGUGCCACUUACAUGGCGGAUACUGUCACCACGAGUGCAAGUCUGACGAAGUGGCUCUGUGGGGUAUCUGCAAGCAUGAGGGCUGCCAUUGCUGUGUUAGGAGUAGUCCCGAAGCGUAGAGGAGGAACGAAAUAUCGAGCGAGCGUUGGGCAGUUCCCUGACUGUGGCGAUGUUUGCACAUAGGCGUUUCAAUGAUGCAUGUUGAACAUUGGUUAUUAACAACAUUGGCGUUGCUGUCAUUAAAGAUACACCAAAUUCCAA
Penaeus chinensis is the source of this 2467-nucleotide messenger RNA. Its product is annotated as multiple epidermal growth factor-like domains protein 6. The record is from RefSeq and is a predicted model, not a curated record. The transcript has 20 exons. Lineage: Eukaryota; Metazoa; Arthropoda; Malacostraca; Decapoda; Penaeidae. Bases 184 to 2325 code for a protein of 713 amino acids.